This is a messenger RNA of Apaloderma vittatum (bar-tailed trogon), 408 nucleotides long. RefSeq names its product guanine nucleotide binding protein (G protein), gamma 5 (gene GNG5). Lineage: Eukaryota; Metazoa; Chordata; Aves; Trogoniformes; Trogonidae. The record is from RefSeq and is a predicted model, not a curated record. Gene Ontology annotation, biological process: G protein-coupled receptor signaling pathway. The annotation marks the transcript as partial. Gene Ontology annotation, molecular function: G-protein beta-subunit binding. The transcript has 2 exons. Gene Ontology annotation, cellular component: heterotrimeric G-protein complex.
GUUUCUCAGGCUGCAGCAGACUUGAAGCAGUUCUGCCUGCAAAAUGCACAACAUGAUCCCCUACUGACAGGAGUGUCAUCAAGCACAAAUCCUUUCAGACCCCAGAAAGUUUGUUCAUUUUUGUAAUUACGUGAACUACUUCAGUAUCUUUUAGUGAUCUUCUAGCAUCUUUUCCUAGCUGCUGAUGUGUGUAUGGGCAAAGUGCCUCAAGGAGUGGCCUGGUUUGAAGUCUGUACAAAAGCUUAGCUUUUACGUGCCAAAUCUAACUGUAAAAUUGCUCCUGUUGUCAAACCUCUUACCAUCUACCUCUCCAAAUGAACUGUAUGCUAGUUACAAUACUUCUGUUUCAUAAGGGAAUCAGUUUUAUAUGCCAAGCAAAAAAAAAUAAAUAAAAGUGUCUUGACUUAA